Molecule: messenger RNA, 2241 nt
Organism: Pochonia chlamydosporia 170
Lineage: Eukaryota; Fungi; Ascomycota; Sordariomycetes; Hypocreales; Clavicipitaceae
Product: ribosome biogenesis ATPase RIX7
Exons: 1
Coding region: 1-2241 (746 amino acids)
Biological process (GO): ribosome biogenesis
Cellular component (GO): nucleus
Molecular function (GO): ATP hydrolysis activity; ATP binding; preribosome binding
Source: RefSeq, a predicted model, not a curated record
AUGCCACCGGGCAUGGUAAGGCCGCGCGUAAACCUUCGUUCGCGCAUCGAACGGGAUGUUUACACUGUUUUGAAACAACUGGAAACAGCAAAUGGCAGUAGUCCAUUCAAAACAGUCACAGCAGCGUACGAUGCAAUCCAAAGAUCCAAUUCCAGCCUUAGGAGACAAAAGAAGAGGCCACUGGAGGAUGCCAUAGACCGCGUGCUCUUAUUCAGAAAACAGGAAGUUGAGGACUCGAGCGAUUCUGAAGCAGCGAUUGAGGAGGCCGAGCCCACCAAGCCGGAAGACGAGAGAUUUCUCUUAAAUCGACAGAUGACGAAACUUUGGCAGCAAGAACCACCAUCUAGCAAGACUGAGUCCAUGGAGCCAUCACCCGCCAAAAAGCGGCGGAUCCAAACUGAGCCUGAGGAUACGCCUGGUCAAACUAGUGCUGUCGAAACAGUUGUUAAUGGCAACAUUUCCGAAGGUCCUUCCAAUGCACAGAAACAAGAGAAACAGCAAACCAAGAAAAUCCAGAAACCCAGCCGGUUUACGGUCGAGCAUGUGGAUGAAGAGGUACCGCUGGGUGGUCUUGGGGAGAUAUAUGGCGAUCUCUUAGAGCACGGCUGCAGACUAUUACGAUUUGCCACCUACUACGAGGAAAACGGAUGGGAUAGAACAACCGGUAUUCUUUUGUCAGGCCCUUGUGGCAUGGGAAAGCGAUCACUAGUAAAGAAUGUGGCAUCAAUGCUCGGUGUUCCACUAGUGUCACUAAACGGAUGCCUCGAAGACCCUGAAAGAAUGGAAAGAAGCAUGGCCGAAGCCUUUGACGCAGCCAUAGCCCAAGCACCCAGCAUCGUAUUUGUCGGCGAAAUCGACCAGUACAUGUCCAAACCUGGCUCGUCCAACCACAACGAACACCACUCAAGGGCGGUUCGUCUCUUCACGCAGCAAAUGCAGCGUUUAAAACACCGGCGAGGAGAAGAUGGAUACGUCCUCGCUAUGGCUACAACCUCUAAAAUUGCAGAUGUCGACCAAGGAGUUUUGAAAACAGGCUUAUUCGAAAUAACCAAACAACUCAAGAUCCCAGAUUACGAAGCAAGACGAGACAUUCUCGCAACAGUAACAAAAAGAAAGACCCUUGCGGAAGACGUUGACGUGGAUGAGAUUGCGCGGAUAACACACGGCUUCGUGGCAGCUGAACUGGUUCUCAUUACCAAAUUGGCAACAGAACUAGCCGCCAAAUGUAUCAGCGAAGACGCUGAAUCCACCGACGUUCGCAUGUCAGAAAUGAAAACCGCCAUCCUCUCCGGAAACCGAGACUUCUUUUCUGCCAUGAGACCUCGCAUACGUCCCCUGGCACCGGUAUCAAUGGAAAAUUUCAAAUCCGCCAUCAAAGAUUUCACCCCUUCCCUGCGCAAAGAAGGCUUCACCGUCAUCCCCAACGUCACCUGGGAUCAAGUCGGCGCGCUCGAUAAGGCUCGCAAGCAACUACACAUGUCUAUCAUCGGCCCCAUCAAACGCCCGGAAGUGUACAAAGAAUUCGGCCUCAAGCAAACUGCCGGCAUUCUUCUCUGGGGUCCCCCAGGCUGUGGCAAAACCCUUGUCGCCCAAGCCAUCGCCAACGAAGCCAAAGCAAGCUUCAUCCUAAUCAACGGGCCAGAACUCCUAAACAAGUACGUGGGAGAGUCUGAGCGGGCAGUACGAGAACUCUUCCAGCGUGCGCGCUCCUCAACACCCUGUAUCCUCUUCUUCGACGAAAUCGACUCCAUCGUGCCCCCUCGAGCAAACUCCUCAACCGACUCCGGCGCACGUGUAGUCAACGCACUGCUCACUGAACUCGAUGGCGCGCAGGACCGAACAGGCGUCUACGUAAUCGGCACCACGAACCGCCCCGAAAUGAUCGACGAGGCUAUUCUCCGUCCCGGCCGUCUCGGCGUCCAACUCUUCAUUGAUCUUCCCACCCCAUCAGAGCGCGUCGAUAUCCUUCGCGCCAUCUACAGAACUCGACAUGAGAACCCUUCCCCAACUGCAAUGGAGGGUCUCGCAUCCAUAGCCCAAGAUAACCGUUGUAAGAACUUUAGCGGCGCCGAUUUAAGUGGUUUACAUGCAAAAGCGGCAGAGAGUGCAUUGGAGAGGUGGAUGCAGGACGAGACGUCUAGCAAGGAAAUGAUUGACGCGGACUGGGAGUUUGCGCUGGCGAAUACAAAGUCCAGUGUGAGGGAUCCAGAGUCUUAUAGAGGGAGGGAUAUGAUUCUGUGA